This is a messenger RNA of Pygocentrus nattereri (red-bellied piranha), 4196 nucleotides long. RefSeq names its product regulator of G protein signaling 11 (gene rgs11). NCBI's taxonomy places the organism in Eukaryota, Metazoa, Chordata, Actinopteri, Characiformes, Serrasalmidae. The coding region runs from base 19 to 1434 and encodes 471 amino acids. The record is from RefSeq and is a predicted model, not a curated record. Gene Ontology annotation, biological process: intracellular signal transduction; regulation of G protein-coupled receptor signaling pathway; G protein-coupled receptor signaling pathway. The transcript is spliced from 17 exons.
GCAAGCCGAGCAGCCACCAUGACCAUCAACACGCUGAACCAAGGCGGAGUGCAGAGAGAACAGAUGCCCUGCUUGACCAAGAUGGAGCGGGUGAUCGUGUCGAUGCAAGACCCUGACAUGGGAAUGAAGAUGAGGAACCAGCGGCUGCUCAUCACAGUUAUACCUCAUGCGAUGACCGGUCGAGAUAUUGUUGAUUGGCUGAUUCAAAAGUAUACCAUAACGGAAGAAGAGGCGUUACAUAUAGGAAACUUCUUGGUGAAAUAUGGCUACAUAUACCCUCUGAAGGAGCCUCGGAACCUGUGUUUGAAACAAGACGAGACCCCUUAUCGCUUUCAGACGCCGUAUUACUGGACCUCAACCCGUUGGCCUGCUUCAGAGCUGGAUUACGCAAUUUAUUUGGCCAAGAAGAACAUUCGGAAGCAAGGGGAGCUGAUAGAGUACGAGAAGGAGUGUUAUAAUGCUUUACAUAAGAGGAUCAAUCACACCUGGGACUUUGUGGUGAUGCAGGCGAGAGAGCAGCUUAGGGCAUCUAAACAGCGGCGGAAGGCUGAUCGCAUUGUGCUGGAGUGUCAGGAACAAGCCUACUGGUUAAUCAACAGACCUCCUCCAGGUGUCAUGGACAUUCUGGAGCAGGGGCCAGAUCGGAGGAAUGUUGCCAACACACGAGUACAACUGAAUGCUGAAUUCUACAAGAAAGAGAUUGAGCAAAACAGAAGAGGUCUGGGAAGAAAUCGAAUCAAGUCCUCCAUCUGUCUGGAAAGUUUUGUUAAGUACUGUGAACAGUACCAGGAUCAUGACCCCAUAAUGCAAGGAUGCCUGCCCAGCAACCCGUGGAUCACAGAUGACAUCAUGUACUGGAACAUGAAUUCUGAAACGGUAACCAUGCCGACCAAGCUGCGUGUGGAGCGCUGGAGUUUUAGCUUCAUGGAGCUGCUGAACGACCCGCUAGGCAGAAAAGAGCUCCUUACUUAUCUGGAGAAAGAGUUCAGUGCGGAAAACUUGUGCUUCUGGCAGGCGUGUGAGGAAGUGCGGCACGGCGAAGCCUCCAAAAUUGCAGCAAAAGUGGAUGAGGUUUACAAGCAGUUCCUUGCACCUGGAGCCAGUCGCUGGGUGAAUAUUGACAGUAAGACAAUGGAGAAAACCUUAGAGGGAAUCAAGCAUCCUCAUCGUUUUGUCUUGGAUGAUGCACAAAUGCACAUUUACUUCCUCAUGAAGAAGGACUCGUACCCUCGCUACCUGAAGUCUGAGCUGUACAAGAACUUGUUAGCGAAAGCUAUAGUACCGCAAGAAACGAAGAAAAGCGUGUUCCCAUUCAUGCGCCGUCAGCGACAUUCAAGCCCCUCUCCAGCGCUGGUCACACAAACAGCAGAGGAUAACGGAAAGGCAAAACCCAGUGCUGCCAAGGCCAACGCUGGAACUGCCUCUCAGAUUUAGUUACACACAAACGACCAGAAUUCAUGGCUACAGUGCUUCUAUAACUGUCAUGGUUGGGUUAGCUAUGUUAAUAGCAAAUAGAGCAUGAACCUUAAACUCUCAAAAUCUGUCCUGCUUCCCUGUAGCGCUUUAUCCCUCUCUAGGGCCCGACCGAUAUAAAAAUCUGGUCACUGAUGGCCAAAUGCAUAUUUUAUAAAAAAAACAUUUUUAAUCAUGAUGGAGUUCAGAUUCACCAGUUCAGCCUCUGUUAUCGUCAUAUACAGUACUGUGCAAAAGUCUUAGGUGCCCAUUGAUCAUGGCAAAAUAUAUUUCAGAAUAAAUGCAAAUAAACACAAUUAUGGUAGAAUUUUGAUCUUGUGAGCUGGUUAGAACAGGUUCCCCAAGCCAUCGUAUAAAUUUGUUCAAUGAUUUGACAUAAUGAAGCAUUGAGCGUUGGAUGAUACCUAUGAUACCGGAGAGAUUAAGUUAAACAAACACAUAAAAUCACCAUUAUUAUAUUGACCCCUUAAAAUAUCAGGCUCAUUACAUACUACAUUUAAAAGAUGAUUUUCAAGGGUUCUUUGGUAAAGAAGAUGGUUCUAUUUAAAACCAUGAAUGCUCAAAGAACCCUUUGCUUGUUUGAUCUUUGCAUCUUUGAUCUUGUUGUUCUUUGCGUUGUGAAAUGGUUCUUUAGGUUGAUGGAGAAUGUUCUACAUAGAACUUUUUUGAAAAGGGUUCUGCUGUUAUGAUGUCAAAAGAACCUUUUUUGGUGCUAUACAGAACCAUUUCCAAAAAGGUUCUAUGUGGAACCAUCUACAGCACAAUUUGAAGAACCCUUCCACAAUGCAAAGGACCAGUUAAUCAUGCAUGUUCAUCAUGUUCUUAAGGGUUCAUGGUUCUAUACAUGGCUCUAUAUAGAACAAUUUUCUUCAGUAAGGAACCCUUGAAGAACCAUCUUUUUAACGGUGUGUGGCUUGAUAUUCAGGUAUUACAGGGACUUCAGUGCGAACUGGUUUAUUCUUAGAUUAGGCUAAGCUCUGGCUAGUUAAGGUGUUAAUGCUAUUUGUGAUUAUUGUGAUAUUGGAAUUUUCUGAGGAAAUAAAUGCUCAUUGACCACGUAAAUAUCGUUUUAAAGAACAUUUUGUAAAGUUUUUCUCUGUUGUCAGAAGGUUGCGCAUUUGAAUCCUGCAAUGCCUCAAAGAAAUAUGUCAAUUAGCGGCACAGUGUCAAUGAUACUUUUGCACUUGCUGUUAAAACUGCAUGUCAUCAAUAUCGACUGACAUUAUCCACUGACCAAUAUAUCGGUUGGGCUCUACACCUUUAUGAUGUCUCUGUCAAAUAAACAGGACUGUAUCAUUUUGUAUACGCAAGUCUAGUUAGGUUAUAGCAAUAAAACCAUUCACACCAAACUGCUUCUUUCCCAAAAUAUUAUUCCCUUUUCAGUGUCUUCAGUUGUUCAUAAUUAGAUAUAUUUUUAUCAUCAUGUAUUUCUCAUAUCCUUUAUUUUUGUUUUUAAUUCUUUGCACUAUAUGUUGUAUUUCUUUGUUUAGCACAAGUGCUAACAAGCACUAACUGAAAUACUCAGCCAUGUACUGAAAAAUAAGGCUGAUUUAUUUCUUACAAAACGUUUUCUAUGCGUGCAGAACAGUCAGCGUGGCAGCUUGAGCACUAGCUGUAGCUUUACUGCUAAUGCUGGAUCUCCAUUUACACCUGUCUGGUCCAGGUCCACACCGCAAAUUAGAAAGAAUCGCAAUAAUGAAUAUAAUAAAGCCGCAUUACAAAGUCUAUAAACACUACGAGAUAAAUGGUUAACAAUAAAGGUCCAGUGUUUUAUAAGAUUCAUAAAGCAUUAGUUAUGAUUAAAGCCUGAAAAAUAGCUUUGAGUGAAAGCAAUGUGCACUCAAUGUCCAGUUUAUUAGAAACACCUUUGUUUUUCCACUCCCUGACCACUUCAUUAUCUCAACUCCAAACUCAAGCACAUCUGUUGAACAGUUUGCCAGCUGCAUUCUUUCCUGUUCAACAUGGGUCAGUUGCUGUUGCCCUCAUCUGUUGGCCUCAUGUUACCUCUAGGGCGUGGUCCACCAGCCAAGACUGGCAAAAAGAUGACCGACACAAAUUGUGCAUAAACACACGAGCUGCCAUCUUUAACUCUACACUGUGAACCUACAAUGGUUCCUAAUAAAGUGGCCAGUGAGUGAAUCUCAAUAUCCAUUUAGUAUCUUCAUAAGCUGCUGUAUAGUAUUUAUAUAUCUUAUACCAAAGCAGAAUAUAGUAUUUAUAUAUCUCAUACAUAUUAGAUGCUUUUUCCAGACUCCAUGGAGUUUCUAUGGUCUUUUCCUGGCCUCACUUUAUGCCUGCCUCCUUCUGAAUAAAGCACAAUAAUGAACAAUUCUUGACGUUCUCUCAUUUCUCGCUACUAAUUCUGUCUUCUGUAGGAGGGGACAUCAUUCUUCAGCUGGUGGAGACCAAAGAUGGCAAUAAAAUGAUGAUUCAAAUCUCCAAGACCCCAGAGUUAUAGCACGGAACAGUGGUAGAGGACCAGAGAAGUCAGAGACCAGCAUUCAUUUAUUUAAUGUCCAGACAAAAUGGGUCAUUAUGUUACUCAUCAAUGUUUGCGUCUACACUUUAACUUUAACAUUGCAGUUUCGAUUCUUUUAAGCCACUUUCUUUGUUUUUUCUAAGAAACCUGCAGGGAAAUCUUUCCACACCUCCAAAGAUCAUCUUAAAAGUUUCUCCUCUCUGAAAGAUGAAAACUUUUAAGUACUGUUUACUUGAUGGGGACA